Anas platyrhynchos (mallard) is the source of this 1544-nucleotide messenger RNA. RefSeq names its product elaC ribonuclease Z 1 (gene ELAC1). Gene Ontology annotation, molecular function: 3'-tRNA processing endoribonuclease activity. Gene Ontology annotation, cellular component: nucleus. The record is from RefSeq and is a predicted model, not a curated record. Lineage: Eukaryota; Metazoa; Chordata; Aves; Anseriformes; Anatidae.
ACACCGCUUGGCCCUGGGCAAACCCCAAAAACCCCUAAAAUUGGCGCUCGGGGCGCGAUUCUCCUCACGCCGAGGCCCCGGGGGUGGCCCCGCCGCCGGCCCGGCCCCACAGAGCGCGGGCUCCGCCUGCCGCCGCCGGGGCCACCCGCACGGCUUUGGAGGGAUUAAUCCCCACAACAUCCUCAUCUAAAGGCAGAGAAAUCUGUAAAUCUGCCUCCUGGGGAUGCGACAGCUUGAAGCUCUUUCAGCCCCCAGCACUGUUGAGGCACCUGAAGGCUGAGGUGAAGUGGGAACACACCUGAAAAUAAGGUAUCGAGACGUUUAAAAUGUCGAUGGAUGUAACGUUCCUCGGGACGGGCUCAGCGUACCCCUCUCCAACGAGGGGGGCGUCCGCGUUGGUGCUCCGCCGAGAAGGCGAGUGCUGGCUCUUCGACUGCGGGGAGGGGACGCAAACCCAGCUGAUGAAAAGCCACCUGAAAGCAGGCAGAAUAACCAAGAUUUUCAUAACUCAUCUCCACGGCGACCACUUUUUCGGGCUUCCCGGCUUGCUGUGUACCCUCAGCCUCCAAAGCAGCCCCGACCCAAACAAACCACCCCUCGAUAUUUAUGGCCCGAUCGGACUGAGAAACUUCAUCUGGAGGACCAUGGAGCUCUCCCACUCCCAACUCGCGUUUCCCUACGUUGUCCACGAGCUCGUCCCUACGCGGGACCAGUGCCCUGCAGAAGAAUUUAAAGAUUUUUCUUUGUUGAGAGACGAGGUGCCUCCCCGGGAAGCCCAGGGGAGAAUUCUCCACCUGGAUCCCGGGGAAAACUCCUACUUGCUGGUGGACAGCGAGCAGCUGGUGGUGAAAGCCUUUCGCCUCUUCCACCGCGUGCCUUCCUUCGGCUUCGUGGUGGAAGAGAAGCCCCGGCCUGGGAAACUCAACGUAGAAAAACUGAAAGACCUCGGAGUUCAGCCAGGUCCGGCGUACGGGAAACUGAAGAACGGAAUUUCCCUCGUUCUGGAGGAUGGCAGAACCAUUUCUCCUUCGGACGUCUUAGAAGAGCCGGUGCCCGGCCGAAAAAUCUGUAUUUUAGGGGAUUGUUCGGGGCCGGUCGGGGACGAAGCCGCGGAGCUUUGCCGCGAAGCCGAUUUGUUGAUCCACGAAGCCACGCUGGACGACACCCAGGAGGAGAAGGCCAAAGAGCACGGCCACAGCACCCCAAAAGCGGCGUCUGCUUUCGCCAAGCUGUGCGGAGCUAAAAAAUUGGUUUUGACUCAUUUCAGCCAGCGCUACAAAGCUCGGCUCGGCGAGGGGGACGCCGACAUCACCCAGCUGAAGAGGCAGGCGGAGGCGGCGUUGGAUGGCCAAGAGGUCACGUUGGCCGAGGACUUGAUGACGCUCGAAAUCCCCAUGAAAAAGUCAAUUUUUUUUGAAAAAAAUGAGCAUUAAAGGCGUUUUCGAGCCUUUUUUCCCUUUCUCUGGGUUCCUGAAAGGUGAAAGAAAGAAAAACUUCCUAAUAAAAAUGCACAAAUUUGGCAGGUUUUGAGCUGGGAAGUUAAA